AUGGAAGAAAUACUGUUGCUGCUCUGUUUAUCUGUUAGGAUGUUAAUGAAUGAGAUCAUUCUGUUCAGUAUGGCCCUAUCCAGUUGUUAUGCUGUUGUGUACUACAAAGGGGAUAGUAUUCCAUUGAAAGUUUCUUUAGAUACUAUGAUUCGUGACUUUAAAAUACAGUUGCAAAGGUUAAGAAUGACAGACUCAGGUUCACAGGAAUUCAAUGGGGAGCAUAAAUGUGGUGGUUCUUAUAAGCUGAAGGACCCACCUGUGAAGAAGAAAUUGAUUAAGCAUCUAUUCAAGGAUCAAAUACAGUCAAAUCCGUCGAUAAAGCCUAAUGAUAUGGUUGCUCAGGUGAAGAGUUGUUAUGGAAUUGACAUAAAAUACCAUCAUGCUUAUAAAGGGAAGGAAGCAUCUAAGGCAGAGAUAUAUGGCGAUGAUGCAAAAAGUUAUACAGAUCUUAUUAGGUAUGUUGAAGCAAUAAAGGCUACCAAUCCUGACAGUUAUAUUAAGUUUGAGUAUGAUAAAGAGACUAAACGUUUUCAGAGGCUUUUCAUAUGUUUUGUUGCCUAUAUGGAAGGAUACCAGUUCAUUUGCCCUAUGCUUUACUGUGAUGCAACAUUUACCAAUGGGAGAUUCAAGGGAACAGUGAUGGCUUCCACUGGUGUGAAUGGAAACCAAGUUCCUGGAGAAGAAAUUGAAGGGUGGGAGUGGUUUAUGGAGAACUUGCAGCAUUGUGUCGACUCUCGUCCUAUCACCUUUAUCAUUGAUCGUCAUGAAGGGAUGAAGCAAAGUAUUCCCAAGUAUUUUCCCAACUCUUAUCAUAGUUACUAUAUCCAUUAUUUGAAGAAUAACCUCCCCAUCAAGAAAUCACAUGAGAAGUAUAAACAAGUUCAAGAUUUGUUCCAUAAAGCUGCAUACUGCUAUAGUGUUGCUAAAUAUGAGUCUGCUUUAAAUGAGAUGUGUAUCAUAGGAUGUGGUUGGGUUGCCAAGUACAUCAUAAAUAUCGACCCCAAGCAUUGGGCAAAUGGUUUCUUCUUAGGAUGUAGGUAUGGGACACACUCGUCAACUAUUGCAGAGUCUUUCAAUAACUGGAUUCUUCCUGAAAGGGAUCUGCCUCCAGCUACUCUUGUUGAUGAGAUUAGGAUAAAUAUUAUGAGGAUGAGUGCAGAAAGGUGUGAGCUCGUUAGAAAUUAUAGUGAUAGUUUGACUCCCAUCUAUAAAGCUCUACUCAAGUCACGUGUCGAUGUAGGGCGUCCAUGGAGUGUUACAGAGUCAGGUAAUGGUAUAUAUGAGGUUCACUCUCCUAGCUCUCAUGCUGUUGAUCUGAUGCAUAUGACGUGA
This is a messenger RNA of Papaver somniferum (opium poppy), 1332 nucleotides long. RefSeq lists its product as uncharacterized. Lineage: Eukaryota; Viridiplantae; Streptophyta; Magnoliopsida; Ranunculales; Papaveraceae. Bases 1 to 1332 code for a protein of 443 amino acids. The record is from RefSeq and is a predicted model, not a curated record. The transcript has 4 exons.